AACACAAACCAGUUUAAAACCCACCCGUCCCGUGCCCGUGUCCGUGUCUCGUCCCCCCGACCGCGCGCCUCUUGCCAUUGCUACACCAUGCACAUCUUCCGCCUCCUGGCGGCGCGGCGCCGCGCCGUGUCGACCAUCACGGCUGCUGCUGCCGCUGCGCCGGCGGCGUCGUCCGACGCCGGCCGGGACAGCGAGGACGAGGGCCCAUUCUUCGACCUCGACUUCUCCUCCGUCCGGGGGGCCUCCAGCUCCGGCAGCAUGUCCGGCUCCGACGACUCCGACGACGACUGCACGGACCUCGACUUCAUCAUCUCCCUCCACCGCAGCCGCUCCGCCUCGCCCUCCUACGACACGCUCUUCUUUGCCGCCGCCGCGUCGGAGCCCAGCACCAAGGCCAGCUUCCAGCCGUCGCAUCACUUCUGCGCUAAACGCCGCGGCGGCGGCGGCCUCCGGACGCUGAGCUUCGGCGCCAAGAAGGCCGCGUUCUACGGCGGCCGCCACAGCUUCGCCCGGAGCUCAUGCAGCGCGCGGUCUCUACGUCUGUUCAUGGAGUCACCGGCGGACGACGACGGCGAGGAGGUCGCCGAGCCGAGGAGAGCGCCGCCGUCGAGGGACGUCAUCCGGCGGUACCUGACCAAGAUCUCCAGACGGUUCAGGAGGACGGCUCCCCGCGCCGCCGGCGAGGCGAGGGGGCUCCGCCGUCUACGGAAGAGCCGGUCAGCGUCGGCGGCGACGAGCCUGUCGGCGUCCAGCUCGGCGGCGGCGGCGCCGUCCGGGCGAGACGACUCCCUUCUCGAGAAGCAGGACGGCAUUGCCAGCGCCAUCGCCCACUGCAAGGAGUCUCUGCACCGAGCGUCCGUGUCAGAGUGCGACUCGUCGCUGUCACGGUCAAGAAGUGACCCAGGAAAACGCGAAGCUGAUCAGAGUUGCCAUUAGCUUACUACUAAUCCUGAUGGUUACCAAGACUAACGAACGACCCAUCACAAGUCUCAAUGAAAUUGUGGUCAACGGCCGAAGCUUCCACCUAAAUUUCAGAAAAGACGGAGAAGAAUUCAAAGCACUAGUACAAAUUAUUGAAGUUUGAUGAAAAUGCGGCGCUUGAGGUUGCUAAAGAUUUCUCAUCUCUUUUGUUUUAUGGGUGUGGGUGAGUGUGUGUGUUUCACGUCCUUAAUUUUAGUUUAAGGCUUUAACCCUUGGUGAAUGUUUAUUUUUUUUCCUUUUUCUUUGUUAGGAGAGUGGGAAAAGUGCUCUUUUUAGGCUUCUUUAUCCCUCAUCUAGUGUAGAAGCGUGGAUUGUUUUGUGUGCUCGCGCUCUUUCCGUGGUUUUUUUUCUCUCUCGUCUUUCUAGUUUGCUUUUGUACAAGUGACUCGCAACACGACAUGUAAUUACGUACAUUCUUGCCAUUUGACUGGCUAGUUCUGGCUUUCACCGA
This is a messenger RNA of Oryza sativa Japonica Group (Japanese rice), 1432 nucleotides long. RefSeq names its product probable membrane-associated kinase regulator 2. The record is from RefSeq and is a predicted model, not a curated record. NCBI's taxonomy places the organism in Eukaryota, Viridiplantae, Streptophyta, Magnoliopsida, Poales, Poaceae. Gene Ontology annotation, cellular component: plasma membrane.